AAAGUCACAUCAGUCGGGCUUCACCAUUCCCGUGACGGAGGGAGAGGUGUCGCUCGCCUUCGGCAUUUUUCGCAACACCAACACAGACAAAAUGGCCGACACCGAACAGCUGGCUAGGGGAUACGUCUCCAACAACAACACCCAGUCCGACGCGGGCCUCUUCUUGCUCGACAGGCUCAACGUCGCCCCGGGCAUGCACGUGCUCGACGUCGGCUGCGGGCCCGGCAACCUGACGGCGCACAUGGUCACCCUCGUCGGCGAGUCCGGGCGUGUGGUCGGCAUCGACCCCAGCCCGGAGCGCAUCAAGUUGGCCCGCGAAACCUACGCCGCCGCCGCCGCCGCCGCCGCCUCCUCGUCUUCAAACUUGGCCUUCCACGAGGGCCGGGCCGAGGACCUGUCGCGCUUCGGCGACGCCAGCUUCGACGCCGUCUUUGUCAACUCCACCUUCCACUGGAUCGCGGACCAGGCGCUCGCGGUCCGCGAGUUCGCGCGCGUGCUGCGGCCGGGCGGGCGGCUGGGCGUGUCGGGCGGGUCGGGCGACUUCGUGGCGCUGCACGAGCGCAUCAAGGCCGACGUGCUGGCGCGCGAGCCGUACGCGGCCUACCCGGACGGUGGCGCGGCCGGGGGCCCCAGGUUCGUGAAGAGGCGCGAGAUGGAGGGGCUGCUGGACGACGCCGGGUUCGCGGGCCACGAGAUCGUGGUCAACAGGAUCGUCAAGACGGCCAGGGACGGGGCGGCCAUGGUCGAGUGGCUCGACACCAGCUCGUCGGGCAAGACGUACGGCGGCAUCCCGCUCGAGCUGCGCCCCAUGGCCAGGGAGGAGAUGAUCCGUGAGUGGGACAAGGUCACUACCGAGGACGGGAUCCGGAUGGACAUGGAGCUGCUGGUCACUGUUGCCACCCGAUGACGGCUGGGGUUGCGAAUGAGUUGUCAAGUCGACGGGGGUCGCGUGUGGAAUCUUGACUAAUUCGGCACUGGACUUGGAGUCGGUGUAAACGGCAGUUUACAUGCGUGGUCCGUCCAGGGCGCGUACCUACCAAUGAAUCGGACCUUUUGUGGUGUUGAGCAAAUUUGAGAAGUUUACGGCGGCAGCACCCACAGCACCCACAGCACCUGCACCACCUAUGCGCCUGGGGUGCAGGUAAUGCAAGUGAAAAGAAGGGAAAAGAGCAAAAGCUUAAAGCAAAGGGUGGAAGGUGUCGAUUUUUAUGCUUUGGGAAAGCGUUCCACCUUCAGACGGGAAAGAUAGCCACACACUUGGUUUGUUAGCCACUCCAGAAAAAAAAUAAGGCCAGGCACAUUUCAGGCGUCUGGUUGCAAAAAUUGAUCUCAAUAGGUGGCUCAACAGCCGAUCAACAUAAACAGGUGAAGCAAACAGCACGGGCCUGUGAAAUGCAGGCCUGCAACCCGCCUUCCGGAUCGGGCAAUUUUCGGAGUGGGCCGUUGCGGGGUGCAGCAGGGAUUAAUUCCAUGGACCUCCAGAGUCAAGCUCCCGACGACACGGCCUGGUCCGCCGAUGAAUGGACCUGAAGCGGGCAUACUAUUAUCGAUCUAGAUAGAGAAAGGUAUUUAGUGAUCAUAUUGGUAACACAUUCAUCUCAGAUUGUCCAUUCUCCUUCGCAGCCGUCCUCCUAUCAGAAACCAGUCAACCGCCCAC
This is a messenger RNA of Gaeumannomyces tritici R3-111a-1, 1657 nucleotides long. RefSeq lists its product as hypothetical. The transcript has a single exon. The record is from RefSeq and is a predicted model, not a curated record. Gene Ontology annotation, molecular function: S-adenosylmethionine-dependent methyltransferase activity. Lineage: Eukaryota; Fungi; Ascomycota; Sordariomycetes; Magnaporthales; Magnaporthaceae. The coding region runs from base 92 to 907 and encodes 271 amino acids.